Messenger RNA from Lotus japonicus, 1063 nucleotides. RefSeq names its product PRA1 family protein B1-like. The coding region runs from base 139 to 780 and encodes 213 amino acids. The transcript has 2 exons. The record is from RefSeq and is a predicted model, not a curated record. Gene Ontology annotation, cellular component: Golgi apparatus; endoplasmic reticulum. Lineage: Eukaryota; Viridiplantae; Streptophyta; Magnoliopsida; Fabales; Fabaceae. Gene Ontology annotation, biological process: vesicle-mediated transport.
CCACCACCACAUGCUAUCAUAAACUCAUAAUAACGCUUCUUGCUCCCAAACCCAAAAAGCCCAAUCACAGAAUCUCCAUUGUUUUCUCUCUCUAUCGAUCCACAACCACGCGCGGCGAUCGGAGAAUCACGCGCCACCAUGUCAUCCCCACCGACACUCCCCGUUUCCACCUCCCAAUCCAACAACAACGCCGCACAAUCCCAACCUCCGAUCGCAACCCCAGCCUUCCGCAACUUCAUCACUCGCGUCUCCACCACCCUCCGCCAAGGCUUCUCCUACCGCCGCCCGUGGUCGGAGCUCGUUGACCGCUCCUCCUUGUCACGGCCUGACACCCUCGCCGAAGCGUACUCUCGGAUCCGCAAGAAUUUCUCAUACUUCCGUGUCAACUACCUCACCCUCAUCGCCAUCGCGCUCGCGGUGUCGCUCGCUACGCAUCCGUUCUCGCUGCUUGUCCUCUUCGGCCUCCUCGCGUCGUGGUCGUUCUUCUACCUCUUCCGCCCUGCAGAUCAACCCGUCGUCCUCUUCGGCCGCACGUUCGCAGAUCGCGAAACCCUAGGGAUCCUCGCCUUGCUCACAAUCUUCGUUGUUUUCCUCACCAACGUUGGAUCGCUCUUGAUCUCCACUCUCAUGGUUGGCUUGGCCAUCGUCUGUGCGCACGGCGCGUUCCGCGUCCCGGAGGAUCUCUUCCUUGAUGAACAAGAGCCGAUGAACACUGGAUUCCUCUCGUUCCUCGGCGGUGCUGCUGCUUCCGCUGCCGCUCCAGCAGUCGCGCGCGUUUGAACGGCGGGAUCUGUUGCCGGUGGAGCGUUGUGAGGAUGUGAUGUGAGAUUCAGAGAAUGAGGAAGGUUUUUCGAUGUUAACGUAAAUGAUAGACUCCUGUGAAAUCUGCUAUAUUUUGUUAUCGAUUGUCGUUAUACAUUGCGUACUUAUUCUAGUUUACAUGAUCAGCUAUUCAAGUUUCUGGAAAUCUUAUAUGGUGUUGAUUGUAAUAUAGGUAAAUUGGGGUUGGAAACAUGUGUGGCUUUCAAUUUAGGAAGAAAUUCUGACAUGUUUUGGGUUUGAA